Molecule: messenger RNA, 861 nt
Organism: Pyrenophora tritici-repentis Pt-1C-BFP
Lineage: Eukaryota; Fungi; Ascomycota; Dothideomycetes; Pleosporales; Pleosporaceae
Source: RefSeq, a predicted model, not a curated record
AUGCUCAAGGAGACUGUCUCGCUCCGAUUGGCCCAUCCACUUCUAGCGUCAUCUUAUGUAACCUCACUGAUCACGCGCUUCCUCCUACUACGCGACGCGACAUCAACGAAAUUACAGAACGACAGACACGCAUCCAGUAUGGAAGAGGAGGAGAAUGCCGAUAUUGCCGCAGCCAUGGGCUUUGCGUCUUUUGGCGGGACCAAGAAGCGAAAAUUUGACAACACAAAUUCUCCAAAAGCGAAAGCGGAUGCAAGUGGCGCAAACUCGACCAAGCUAGGAGUCAGAAUGAAGAGAGCAGCAGGGACUGAAGAGGAGGAUGCUGAGAAAUCUGCGCAACAGGCAACGUUAGCUCCAAGUAAUGCGCAUGUUGGAUCACAGAAGAUCCAAGCAGCAGGUUCAGGUCUUGCCAGCUUCCUAGCGCGUGGUCAGAGCCUUCCUCAUAAGCCUCAUGGCACUGCUACUCCGCCAGCUCCAAGCGAGCAUUCUACUUCGGACAUGGUAUCAUUCGGUGGCCCUGCCAUCUCCAGAGCUGAGCUGAACGCGCUGCGUAACGGUGUUCAAGCAGAGAACGGAGACACUGCCUACUUCCUACCGAGCUUCAUCGAGGACCCUUGGGCAAAGCUCAAGAAGGGCGUCAGUUGAUGGCUAAUGGCGAGACCAGCCAAAACACAAAAACAGCUACCUGUCUAUUAGCGAUCGAGUGUCAGAGUCACAACAGGCCCGAUUUCGAUAGCGGCGAUGUAGAAGCAAAUCCGUAGCCCCGGUUCCGGAGACUACAUGGUAGGUAAAGAGCUCUUGGUGGUACCUGCAUUAUGACUGCGGCCUACACGGAGGAGGAGCAGAAAUCAAGACUAUUUCAAG